Molecule: messenger RNA, 615 nt
Organism: Daphnia pulicaria
Lineage: Eukaryota; Metazoa; Arthropoda; Branchiopoda; Diplostraca; Daphniidae
Product: endocuticle structural glycoprotein SgAbd-4-like
Exons: 3
Coding region: 49-510 (153 amino acids)
Cellular component (GO): chitin-based extracellular matrix
Molecular function (GO): structural constituent of chitin-based larval cuticle
Source: RefSeq, a predicted model, not a curated record
CGUACGUCUGCCGACAGCACCUCUUAUAGCGGUCUAGUAGUCUAUAAAAUGGGCUCUGACGGAUCUUACUGGUGUCACUUGGACUCAAGAAUUCCAUCCACCAUGAAAGUGUUCAUUUUUGGCGUACUCAUUUCCAUCGUUGCUGCUGGAUCCAUUCCGGCGUACGGAGACAAACGUCCGGACAUCGUGAGCCAAUCAGACGUCCGUAACGUCGACGGCAGCAGCCAGUGGAGUUUCGCUGGAUCUGACGGAACUACUCGCGAGGAAUCUCAAAUUCAAAAGCAGUUGACUUCCGGAUAUGACAAAGAGACGGCGUCUGGCAACACCAACAAGGGAUCGACUUACUACAUUUCGCCGGAAGGCCAGAAAAUCACGCUGACUUGGAUUUCCGACGAGAACGGAUUCCAGCCCAAAGGCGACCACUUGCCAACUCCUCCUCCCGUUCCGGAAGAGAUCGCUCGUAUGCUGUCCACUUUGCCCAAAUUGGCCGAGUCUUACAAAUCUGUUUAAACCCAUCAAAUCCUUCAAGUCAUUUCAAUUCUUGCAUAUUUAAAGAUGUGAAACAUAUGUUGACGUUGCGUAAUUUUGGUCAAAACAAAUAUAUAUAGAAAUCAA